AUGAAGACCUCUACGAGACCGGCUCUUGCCUCGUCUCACUCCCACCACUCUCACCACUCCCGCCAUCCUCAAACCAAUCUACAGUCCUUCCGCGCUAAUAAGUCUACGACUCCCAUGGCGUCGCCUCGCAUGCCUCAUUCCGUCGGCCAACCCUAUCCGCCUAGUGCCAAAUUACCCCCUAUUGUUACAGAUGUCCGGCCGCCUAGUCCCAAUUAUUUCGGUCUCAACGUUGACCAUUCGGCUGCUGACGUUGGUAACUCGGAUGCUGCUCCUCCCGAUCACUGGAGUCCUCCGAGCUCGUCCGUCAAGUCGUUUGGUGCCGCGAUACCGAAACAAGUUCCUCUUGAUGCCAACCCGGAGUUUGAGGCUUUCAGACGCCAAGUCGAUGCGAAUCGUUCCAAGGGUUUCAAUCUAGGGAGCGCUUACUUUGCGCCAUCCCCGUCACCUAUGUUCGUAAGACCUAGGCCUCCGCGUUUGUCAACCAAUCACAGCGAUACCGCCUCGGAUAUGUCUAGUACCCGAUCUUUAAACAGCAAGGUUGUCGAUGGUGUUGGCGGCCGAAUGGAUGUUGAUACGGACAGUCUAAACGACUCUGCGUAUGUAUCAUCAGAUUCGAAGAGGAAUUCGGAGGUGUCGCUGAAUCCUCCCUCAUUUAGCAACAUGCCUCGGUUUGAGUCGCCCGCUCGUGCUGACUCUCCCUUUGAGCCCAUCCGCAGGAUGGCGUUGCCCAAACCUGAAGAUCGGCACCCGCGACUAUCGUUGUCUGAUGAGAAGUUAGAACAGACAAUAGAACCCAUGAAAGCUCGUGCUGAGACGCUACCGACGACGCUUGAAAAUGGACCCGGGCUCAUUCUACCAAGGCAACUUAAGGAUAUGCUUUCGAAUAUGCCCGAAAAUGAGUAUCUUUUGCUGGAUGUCCGUGUAUCUACACAUUACGCUCAGUCGCGCAUUCGCGGUGCUCUGAAUCUCUGCAUACCAACGACUCUUCUGAAGCGCGCUACAUUCAAUUUGCAAAAGCUACAGCAGACCCUCCAGACCGAAGAAGACCAACAGAAGUUUGCACAAUGGUCAAAUGCUAAGUAUCUCAUCGUAUACGAUGCCUCUUCAACAGAAAAACGGGAUGCAACUUCAGCUAUGAAUAUGUUCAAGAAGUUUUCGAAUGAGGGCUUUUCCGGGAAUUCGUAUCUUUUGAGAGGGGGGUUUCAUGCCUUUUCUACUGAAUAUCCUGCGCUCAUUGAUCAUCAAUCAGCUUCAGAACGGGCGGGCACCGCAGUUACUCUACCGGAGGGCGGACGACCGAGCUUCGCGCCUGUUAUCGGCGGUGUAAUGCUCCCAUCAAAUGCUAAUAAUCCUAAUCCAUUUUUUAGCAACAUCCGGCAAAAUAUGGAUCUAGCAGAUGGUGUCGGACAGAUGGAUAUCACUGUGCCAUCUAAUUUGGAUUCGAAUACACUCCCUCCUUGGCUUCAAGAUAUAACUCGGUCAUCAGAUCAUGGCAAGAAAGCGUCUGAGAGAUUCCUGAAUAUCGAGCGUAGUGAGCAAUCUCGUAUGAAGGAAGCCUAUGCAUCUUUCAAUGCGUCUGCGCCUCCAAGUCAAAAUUCUGGACGAAUCUGCCUCUCGGGAGUAGAGCAGGGUGUUAAAAACCGUUACAAGGACAUCCUUCCUUUCGAGCAUGCUCGCGUCCGUUUGGCCGGUCGAGCCCAAGGUGCUUGCGAUUAUAUUAAUGCUAGCCAUGUUCAAGCCUCGCGUAGUCAUAAGCGUUAUAUUGCUUCUCAGGGCCCUCUGCCAGCCACCUUUGAUGAUUUUUGGUCUGUGAUCUGGGACCAAGAUGUUCGUGUUAUCGUCAUGUUGACUGCAGAAUCAGAAGGGGGUCAACUUAAAUGCCAUCCGUAUUGGCAUGAUAAGGAAUUUGGACCUAUUAAACUCAAGUCGAUAUCCGAGAAGAAAGUAUCGCUUGAUAUGGAUAAGCAUCGGUCAAAUUCUGGGACCACGUCCACAAGCAGCGCGUCGGACUAUGGACGACGCCGUGCUGCCACUACAACGGCGUUUGAAUCCGCCCAGAACACGCAGCCCGCUCAGACACAACCCGAGACCCCCUACGUUAUUGUUCGAAAAUUCGCGUUGUCACACGCUGCUCAUCCGUUUUCUCCCAUACGCGAAAUUACCCAACUUCAAUAUCUCCUGUGGCCUGACUUUGGUGCCCCAGCGCAGCCGUCCCAUCUACUGGCUCUUGUUGAAUUGGCCAACAUGAUGCAGCGUGCUACGUUGCCGGUGGACGCAAGUUCAAUUGCUGCGUCGGUCCCUACCGAGACUCCGGUAGCCGUGGCUCGGUUCGACGAACCGGAAGCUGAUGCGAAUGCUAGGCCAAUGCUUGUGCACUGCUCUGCCGGCUGUGGUCGCACUGGAACCUUCUGUACUGUUGAUACCGUCAUCGACAUGUUAAAGCGGCAACGUCAAGCCACAGCCAACCGCGUAGACGGAGAUGGAGACGUGAACAUGAAUGAAAGCUCACCUAUCCAUCGCCGGACUUCAACCACCAAUGGCCUUAAGCCUAGACCAAUGGCGAAUGGUAAUAAUGAGUUGGAAACCAGUUGGCUUGAAGAUACAAGCCUUGAUCUGGUUGAAGCUACAGUGGAAGAUUUCCGAAGGCAGCGACUGAGCAUGGUCCAAAGCUUACGGCAGUUUGUCCUCUGCUACGAGACUGUGGCAGAAUGGGUCUCAAGAGUUCAUGAAAAGAGCAAUAGUAUGGCUGGCGGUAGGGGUCGGCCACGUAGCGAGACUAUGGAUGCUAGAAGAUGA
This is a messenger RNA of Daldinia loculata, 2796 nucleotides long. RefSeq lists its product as uncharacterized. Lineage: Eukaryota; Fungi; Ascomycota; Sordariomycetes; Xylariales; Hypoxylaceae. The transcript has 2 exons. The coding region runs from base 1 to 2796 and encodes 931 amino acids. Gene Ontology annotation, molecular function: protein tyrosine phosphatase activity. Gene Ontology annotation, biological process: protein dephosphorylation. The record is from RefSeq and is a predicted model, not a curated record.